Molecule: messenger RNA, 411 nt
Organism: Nannizzia gypsea CBS 118893
Lineage: Eukaryota; Fungi; Ascomycota; Eurotiomycetes; Onygenales; Arthrodermataceae
Exons: 3
Coding region: 1-411 (136 amino acids)
Source: RefSeq, a predicted model, not a curated record
AUGUGUGAUACACUUGAGGUCGAAUUAAGCUACUCCAUGGAUAAGCUUAUGUCUGCGAGAUCUUCGGUGAAGUUGAACGAGAGUCAUGGUUACUGCGAGACAAGCCAAGGUCACCGUUUUUCGUCCUCCUUUAUCCCAGGACUCGAAGAAGAUUUUUUUGUUUUUGAUGAUGCUUUUCCGUUCUUCUUCUCCCACGCAGUGAUCGCCUCGAAAUUAACGGUGAGCAUCAAAAACAAACAAAACGACCUGCUCUGCAUGGAUGCGCCAUUCCGCUUGGUACUUUUUCCAAGGUUCACCAGCCUGUCUCUGGAAGAAACGUAUCCAAAGCAGCUGUACGAUGCAUUGCCUUCUGGAGACCGCUUUGCGACCGCCUUUUUACAGCCUAAAUAUGUGGCCCCGGCCCAAGCCUGA